Messenger RNA from Seminavis robusta, 2579 nucleotides. The record is from the annotation of a GenBank genome assembly. Lineage: Eukaryota; Bacillariophyta; Bacillariophyceae; Naviculales; Naviculaceae.
CGCAUGUGGACACCAAGAAAAGGAAGACGCGUGAGUGGCGGACAACCGAGAUGGCUGGAGAUGGCUAUGGCUACAAGGGCUUCGAACCAAGGGGAAAAUAGACCCUCUGCUGCUACAAGGGCUUUUCUUUCAUAGCUUACUGCUGGGACAGGCUGGUGAAGGUUGGCAGAGUGCGUUCAACAGUGGUGACUAGUCUUUUUAAAAAGUACAGUCAGUGCUUUUACCGUACCGGUAGCAAAGCACCUCUGCUGCAGCCAGCGCCUCAGGCAUCCAGCAUGUGGAGGCCCUCGGAGCGAUCGGUCAAAGAGGUGCGCACGUAGCUACUUUACGGUACCUGGUAGCUAUCUACUAGGCAACCGCUACCGGUUGUACUGCCUAGUACCCAGUACUACACUACAGUACUUGCCGACGGAUCCAAUCCUUACCUGGGCUGAACCUGCUGUAUGCCAUUUGCUUCUACAUCUUCAGCAAGAGAGAGAAUGGUCGUGGAGAAACUUCUGCAGCAAUCUAAGCCGCUCCUGGAUGCCUUGCAGCACGCAAGAAGCCCCUAUUUGACUGAUUGGCAUCCAAUCAGGUAUGCUAUUAGCUAGCUCUUCUUCUUGCUUCCGUGGGUGUAGCUGCCCCUAUCGUACAUCAAUUUCAUCUCAUCUCGGAGAAAGAUGGUGGAUGACGUGAUGGCUCAGCAAUGCCUGUGAAGGGACAUGAUGACUUCUGGUGUUGCCCCCGCAGAACAGCCCAAUCAACAGCUAGCUAGCUUGCGGUAGCCAACAGCGAGGCAGAUGUAUCCGUUCAGCAACGGUGAGUGGCCAAAAAGUGAGCUGGAGUUCAACUUUGGAUCAUGGAUGACUUUUACAAGAUCCUUGUGACUUUCAGAACACUUCAUUCUUGCAAAAUAUGACUGCUUCUUAAAUCACUUGUAAGCGUACUGUUUCAGCAAAGAUGACUUGAUGCCUUCGGAAGCACGCCGAUCGAAAGCCACACACAAGGAAAAUUCUCAAGAUCUUGGAGGCUGUUGGAUACUACAUGUAGUACAGAAGAGAGAGGAAGCGAAAAAGAAGCAAGAGGUUGAUGGGAUGGAUGCCUCCCUGCAACUUGGAGGAAUAGAAGAACAGAUUUUCUCACAAUUUUUUGCUGCGCUCCAAGUUUGCUUGAACCAAGCAGCAGUGGUCAAAAAGUAGUUUUCUCCAUCUCUUGCCGAAAACGGAACUACCGUAGCAAUGAUGAAACGCUUCAAUUUUCUGCUUGCCAUCUUGGCUGUCACGUUGAUGGGUGGUACCGUCUCCCCCGUGGCAGCUCGAACCAGAAGAGGAGGAUUGAAGGGUCAAGACUUUGAUUACUAUCAUCACAGGUCGACAGCAACAACGACGACAAGGACCAUGGUUCAUCACCACCAAAGCAAGGACAGCUGGAGCAGUCUAUCUUCGAGAUCCCACCGAAAACUCAAGAGCAGCAUGAUGAGCAAAUCCAUGAUGUCAAUGUCAGGGUCCAUGAUGUCAAUGUCCAUGUCCAUGAUGUCAGGCUCCAUGAUGAGAAUGAGGAUGCGAAUGCGCAUGAGAAUGAGGAUGAGGAUGCGCAUGAUGAUGAUGGGAAAUAGUACCAUUGUCCCUGGAGCCCCUACUGUAACACCUGGUAGCCCCACUGUGACUCCAGGGAAUCCAACCACAUCACCCGUAACGACAAGCCCCACAGUUCCUGGAGCUACACCUGCUCCAACUACUCCUGCCCCGACAACCCCAGGAACGACUCCUGCCCCGACAACUCCAGGAACCACACCAGCCCCUAGCAUUGCCGUUGGCACCCCUGGUCCUACAUCGGCAGGAGCUCUAGCAGCAACCGAAGCCACAACAUUGCCCACAACAUCCGCCGCUGCUGGACGAUCGUUCAAUCCCGAGGACCUUCUUCCGGAAACGGUCAAAUUGAAUGACUAUGAUGCAUCCAAUACGGAAACAGCAGCAGCAGAAAUUGAUGAUCCAUAUACUCGCACAAUACCAGUGGCCAGUCAGUUGUCCUUUGAAUUUGCUCCCAACACGGGACGAGCACCCACCACCAAGGAAAUUAGUGCCGUGGCACAAGAAUCCGUGGCCUUUUUCACCAACGAAUUUCAAACCAAUCCCACAUUUUCAUCUUCCUUUCAAGAGUUCCAGUUGAAAACACCAACUCCCAAGUACUAUCCUGCCGAAGAUCCAGACUAUUUUACAUUGGAAUUCAUGGCACUGAUCAAGGUCAAUGCACAAAAUUCCCAGAAUUUGUCCGGUGCGGCAGCAUCCAAUGCCAUGAGCAAUUCCGACUAUGAAUCCUUCAUUGGGGAUUAUAUCAAAGAAGACCUAGGAUGGAGUGAAUUCUAUCAAACACAUGCCGUGGACUUUAUUGGCGUCAGUCAUGCUGGAUAAUUGAAUUCAUUCGAUGGAUUGAUUGAUUGAUUGGUAGUUACGCUUGAAGCUGACUACCGUAUCAUAUCAUCUCGAAAGUAGUACCGUCGUACCUCUCCGACCACAACGAAGAACCCAACAAUUGCAAUGCACCGGAACAAUAUCGUCCUCUCGUGGAAUGUAACCAUUAGUUGAUGCAUAUAUUAUUAC